Messenger RNA from Branchiostoma belcheri (Belcher's lancelet), 1365 nucleotides. RefSeq lists its product as uncharacterized. Bases 1 to 1365 code for a protein of 454 amino acids. The transcript is spliced from 10 exons. NCBI's taxonomy places the organism in Eukaryota, Metazoa, Chordata, Leptocardii, Amphioxiformes, Branchiostomatidae. The record is from RefSeq and is a predicted model, not a curated record. Gene Ontology annotation, biological process: carbohydrate metabolic process.
AUGGCGGCCGUAGGAAGUACGUGUAUGCUGGUGUGUCUGGCGCUCAUGUGGCCGAACUCGAAUUUGGUGACGUCAUCAGCGCCCACACCUGAGGACUGCGUCCCGGGGAUGUUCGGUAACCAUGGAAACGGCUCGGCGGCGCUGUGGGCCUGCCGGGCGCAGGUGGCACUGCAGCGGAACUGGUUCCCGUCACCCAUUGCGGGCCUCUUCAGCUAUCAGGUGUGGAACGGUUUUGACGGUUUCUGGCAGAACGGAGCUGUUCUGGAGACGUUCGCAAACUUCAUGCACUACGGAAACCACACCAGGUACCAGACGUGUCUGAAGUCGUCCCUGCGGCAGAUGUAUGACCUGAUCCUGGCCUACGCGCCUGCGCCCUCCUAUGACGACAUGGCGUGGUUCGGGCUCAGCUAUCUCAGGAUAUAUGAGGUUCUCGGUGACAAGGACUUCCUGUCCCUAGCUCAGCAGAUUCACGACUGGAACUACCAGUACGGAUGGGAUCAUACGGGCACUUGUGGAGGUGGGUACUGGUUCUACGAUAAGAAAACCACCAUCACAAAUGUGCAGAUGUUACAGCUGAGCGCCAAGUUGUACAGACACACCGGGAACUCAACAUUCCUGGAGAGAAUGAAGACGACCUGGAAGUAUAUACAGAAAAACGGACUGAUUGAUCAGGAAACGUUCCAGGUGUCGAACAUAGCGACCGACAACUGUACGGGAAACCGUGACUUCAACAAAACCUUCAACAGCGGGGUGCUGGUGGGCGGCCUGGUGGAGAUGACUAACAUCCUGAACGACACCAGCUACCUGAAUCUGGCUCACCGGGUCGCCCAGGCAACCAUCUUCUACAACUCUCACCAAGGGGUGCUGGUGGAACGCUGCUGGCCGGAGUGUGACAAGGACGAAUAUGUUUACAAAGGAAUCUUUGUCCGCCACCUGCGCUACCUCAUGGAUGUUUCUGAUGACAUCACCAGGAAGGCCUACAGCGACUGGCUAGAUGGCAACAUAAAGUCUGUGAUUUCCAACGCUGUCUGCUGGCCUGAGAUGAGGUCCUGUAACAUAACCUACCAAGACGGGCCUUCACUGUACAACAAAACUGGACCGGUCUUUGACUUAGAGUGGAGGGGGCCUUUCAACAUCUCCAACCCUAUGGUCCAGGCAGAGGUGUUUGACCUCCUUGUGGCUAACAUCGCGCCUGGGACAACCUGUCACGGGACAGGGUGCACGUACGACCCGCCCGUCCCCCCGCCACGCCACCUGACCUGCGCAGACAAGCCCUGUCCCACGGGACAACCCUGCUGUGAGUAUCAUAAGAGCUACACCUGCUGUGAAGAGACGCAGAAGUGUGUCAAGGGGGUCUGUACAUGA